This is a messenger RNA of Elgaria multicarinata webbii, 1324 nucleotides long. RefSeq names its product myeloid associated differentiation marker like 2 (gene MYADML2). Bases 82 to 984 code for a protein of 300 amino acids. Lineage: Eukaryota; Metazoa; Chordata; Lepidosauria; Squamata; Anguidae. Gene Ontology annotation, cellular component: membrane. The record is from RefSeq and is a predicted model, not a curated record. The transcript has a single exon.
UCAUCCAGCCCUGGGUCGGGGUUGAAGGACAGGCAGCCCACUUUCAACGGCAAGAAGAACACUGGGAGUUCUGAACCGACAAUGGAGAGCUCCAGAGGGACGUACCUAAACCUGGCUGCUGUGGCCUCUCGGGUAGGAGUUGCCCGGUUGUUGCAGGUGGCCUUUGGAUGUACCACGUUCAGCCUUGUGGCCCACCGAGGAGGAUUCAGCGCAGCCUAUGGCACCUUCUGCAUGUUUGUCUGGUGCUUCUGCUUUGCGGUCACCCUCUUCAUCAUCACCUGUGAGUUCACACGCCUCCACAGCUGCCUGAGCAUCUCCUGGGGGAACUUCACUGCUGCAUUUGCCAUGCUCGCCGCCCUCAUGUCCAUCACAGCUGCUCUAAUCUACCCAUUUUAUGUCCAGUUUGACUGCUCUUCCAGUGGAUGUGAGGUGAGAGACUUCCGCAUCUCUGCGAGUGUUUUUGCGGGGCUUCUCUUUUUUGCCUAUGCCACAGAGGUCUUUCUGACGAGGGCCAAGCCAGGGCAGGUGACCAGCUACAUGGCCACUGUUUCGGGCCUCCUGAAAAUUGUCCAGGCUUUUGUAGCUUGUAUCAUCUUUGGCGCGCUGGUGAACGGCAGCCAAUACAAUAGGUAUGUGGCCACCCAGUGGUGUGUGGCUGUAUACGGCUUCUGCUUUGCAGUGACUGUGGUGGUGAUCGCCCUCAGCGUCACAGGACGGACAGCGAUGCUGAAGUGCUCCUUUGAGCGCUUUGUGGUCAUCUACACGUUCUUGGCCGUCCUUAUGUAUGUGAGCGCUGCUGUCAUCUGGCCAGUGUUCUGCUUUGACCGUAAAUAUGGCUCGCCACACCGCCCUUACCAGUGCUCCAGGGCCAUGUGCCCAUGGGACAGCCAGGUGGUCAUUGCAGUGUUCACAUAUGUCAACCUCAUGCUUUACAUUGUGGAUCUGGCAUACUCUCAGCGGGUUCGCUUUGUCUCACACUCUUAAUUGCCACUCCUGAUGCGACAAAAGCCAUAAUGGACUCCCAGGAAUAGAUCUGGGACCUGCUUAGAAAGUUGACAAUGAAUCAUGUUCCAAAGUAGAAGAAAAAAAUAACAUGGGUUGUUCCAGUACCAGGUAAGAAACAAGAAGUAAGCCUUUUUUCUAGCCCACUUAAUUACAACACUGUCAUCAUUCCAGCAACCGUGUAGGCUUGUGCCAACAGUGACUCUAUGGGCCAAUAGGUUCUCUCAGGCCUACUCCUAAAGGUGGGGAAGUAGAUUUUCUACUUUUAAACUUUCUUCAAGAACUGCAGAGGAGUUUAAAAGUGUGGCAGAUAGAGAAAAGU